This is a messenger RNA of Cuscuta campestris, 2316 nucleotides long. NCBI's taxonomy places the organism in Eukaryota, Viridiplantae, Streptophyta, Magnoliopsida, Solanales, Convolvulaceae. The record is from the annotation of a GenBank genome assembly.
AUCGAUAUGAUGUAGAAAUUCCAUACCGAACCACCGAGGUAUCAUUAAUAAGCUCAUCCCUAUCAUUCAAAUCCAAUAUCAGUGUCUAUUUGUUCCAUUGUUCGUGUGACCAAUUUGGGCAAUUUCUUAGGUCACUGGCUUCGUCUACCGCAAAUACCAGUGACUUGAGUUGCCCACUUGCCGCCAUUCAAGGUUCUUCUGCUUCUAGGGUUGUGAACAAAAGUUCCCCCCCAAACUUCUCAGGUGAAACCCUAAUUGCCUUGAACUCAGUUAUUCAUCCACUUUUCUUUUUAAUUUAAAUUUCUCAUAACUUCAGCCAUUGUGGAUAAAGAUUAUUCUUGUCAUGCAAUCAUAGUUUGAUGCAGUAGCGCACAUGCCAUUUAAUUCACUGUGAAAUGGAAAUGAACGCGGAGAAGGAGAAGCUUCAUUGUGAGACGAACCCUGAUGAAUCAGAUAGAAUAUCUAACUUACCGGAUUCAAUUAGGCAGCACAUACUUUCAUUUGUGGACACUAGGGAAGCUGUUAGAACAUGCAUUUUGUCAAGCAGUUGGCGGGCAUUGCCGGAAAGCCUGCCAACUUUAGAUUUGGGCCAGGCCAGCCUUUAUACAUCUGCAAUGAAUGAAUGCUUGCCUGCUUGUGAUGAUAAGGAUGCUGCCCGUAUCGCAAAUAGGGAGAAGAUUCUUAGGGUGAGGACAAGUUUUUAUGCCUUUCUUGACCGAGCUUUAGGAUCUUAUAUGGAGAUGGAGAAGCUUAAUAUAUACUUUCAGGGUCUUGAUUUAGAGUUGAAAUCUCGCUUAGAUGGUUGGGUUGCUGGUGCUGUUAGACGCCGUGUCAAAGAGUUGGGAUUGCGAUUUAAUCCUUGGAAAGGUCUAAGAUAUACUUUUCCGAGUAGUGUUAUCGUCCCCAAACUCAUCAAAAAAUUGGAAUUGGUGAGUUGUGAGUUGAGUUCAUCAUGUUUGGUGGAUGACCAAUUACCUUGUCUGCGAGAAAUAUGCUUUGAAUAUGUCAAUGCAGAUGAUGCGUUCAUUGCGAAUUUGCUUGCUAGUUGCCUUAACCUUGAAAAAUUAACUCUGAAAAGCUGUUACGGAUUGACGAGACUAGAAAUCUUCUGUCAUUCAAAACUUGAAAAAGUUGUUUUUGAGCACUGUGAGAAAGAAGUAGAAGUGAUUAAGAUUGAGGCACCCAAUCUUUAUGAGUUUAGUUAUGCAUCUGAUGGUUACAUUGAAUCUGAUAUUGAUUUUGGGGCUUGUAAGAAACUGAAAGUGCUGGAACUAGAUGGCUGUGAGUUGAAUGACUAUGACCUGGCCGAUAUUCUGAAUAAUCAUCCAAUGCUCGAACGCCUGUCAUUGGAAAAAUGUCAUAAUUUGUAUCAUGCUGAGGUUUCGAAUCAAAAUCUAGUCGAUUUGAUUUUUGUUGAUUGUAGGGAUUUGGAAAAGGUUAUAAUUGAUACACCCUAUCUCAGAUUCUUCUUCUAUGAGGGAGAAUAUCCUAUAACCUUUGUGUGCAACGGUCCAACCCUCCAGCUCGAAGAGGCUUCCAUUUCCUUGAAGCAUGACUAUCGAAAAAAGGUGUGGUUUAAUGGACUACUUAAGUUUCUUUCACAGCUAUGUUGGACUGAAAGUUUGUCACUUGAUGUGGCUUACGAAAAGGAUUUGAUUAUUCCGGAGACGGUGAGGACAAAAUGUCGUCCUCCCCUGUACGCUGUCAAGCAUCUGGAUGUAGAGUUCCGUCUAUCAAGAUUGAAGCGUCCUGUUAAAGUGAUCCAAUCUCUUCUGUGGCUUGCUCCUCAUCCAGAAACUAUAUCCAUAUCUUGUGGGGAACUUUUGGCUUGCAAGACACUAAAGUUCACAUACGAAAAGCCAUCAACGGACAAGCAGAACUGCAGUUGCUGUGAAUCAUUGCCUGUAAGCUGUUGGAGGCACUCCCUUGUUAAAGUCUGUAUCGAAAAUGACAGAGGAGCUGAUGACGAUAAUGAUACAGAGCUUGCACAUUUCUUCGGUAAGGCAAGAAUUGGCGCAAAGAUCGAGUGCUUCUCCAAGAACAGAUCGCGUUUUUAAGCAUGAAAGACGAUGGCCUUCUUUUGUUUUUCCGCAACUAUAUUAUUAUUCAGGUCACAAGUUAUCUUUUGGCAUGCAUGAUUUUUUCCUUGCCCUUAAACAGCUUAAUAUGAAGCAUUAGGGCAGGGUUGCAGCUUUAGAACCUUAUUUAUUACCUCUAGAUUGUGUCUGGUUUUGGGGGAAAUCAUUUUCAAGGGAAAAUAGUUUUCCAACUUCAAGUUGUUUGGUGGAAAACCACUUCUCUUGUAUUGUGUCCAUU